Molecule: messenger RNA, 2094 nt
Organism: Labeo rohita (rohu)
Lineage: Eukaryota; Metazoa; Chordata; Actinopteri; Cypriniformes; Cyprinidae
Gene: znf207a
Product: zinc finger protein 207, a
Exons: 12
Coding region: 87-1541 (484 amino acids)
Cellular component (GO): nucleus
Source: RefSeq, a predicted model, not a curated record
GUCACGUCCUAUUUACUCCAUUUUAGUUUUGCUAAUGUUUUGGUAGGCGUCAGUGUGGUGUUCGCGGAAUAAGCUGGUAAAUAAUCAUGGGGAGAAAAAAGAAGAAGCAGAUGAAGCCCUGGUGUUGGUACUGUAACAGGGAUUUUGAUGAUGAAAAGAUUCUUAUUCAGCAUCAGAAAGCCAAGCACUUUAAGUGUCACAUAUGUCACAAGAAGUUAUACACUGGUCCUGGUCUGGCCAUCCACUGUAUGCAGGUUCACAAAGAAACCAUUGAUGGUGUCCCUAAUGCAAUACCGGGAAGGACUGACAUAGAACUGGAGAUCUAUGGAAUGGAGGGCAUUCCAGAGAAAGAUAUGGAGGAGAGGAGACGUGUGCUUGAACAAAAAACACAAGAAAAUCAGAAGAAAAAACAGCAGGAUGACUCAGACGAAGAUGACGACGAUGAAGAGGCUGGUCCCUCCUUUCAGCAGCCAGCAACAACCGUACAGCCUCAGGCAGCCUAUGCCCCUAUGACCCAACCAGGAAUGGCCCCUGUCCCAGCGCCAGGGAUGCCACACGGAAGCUACUCAGGAAUGCCCCCAAUGAUGCCUGGUGUCCCCCCAAUGAUGCCAGGGAUGCCUCCUGUAAUGCCCGGGAUGCCUCCGGGCAUGAUGCCGAUGAGUGGGAUGAUGCCGCCUACACACGGAAUGCCCCCAAUGAUGCCCGGCAUGCCACCAGAAGUUUUUCAAGAUUGGGCUGUAGCUGACUUACAGACAAAGACAAGAUAUUUUGUAGGAAUACCUCCUCCCAUGGGUCAUCACCCUGGCAUACCCCACAUGGCUCAGGCCCCUCCUGCUACCGCCCGGCCGGCUGUGCCUGCCACCACAGUGUCCACACCACAGCCGAGCGUCUCCAAACCACUGUUUCCCAGUGCAGGACAGAUGGGGACUCGAGCUCCAAGCACAAGCUCAGGCUCCUCCAGUCUGGACAGUUUGUCAGCAUCCUCUAAACCGCUGUCCCAAGUUCAGCAGGCUGCUUCUGGUGUAGCGGUGAGCUCCACUGCACCACCUUCUGCUGCUCCCAAACCGACAUUCCCAGCUUACACCCAGUCCUCCGCCACUGCUCCUACCAACACGAGCAGCACUGUGGCCAAACCAGGUACCCCUGUCACAAGUAAGCCUGCCACCCUCACCACCACCAGUGCAACCAGUAAGUUGAUCCACCCUGAUGAAGAUAUAUCAUUGGAGGAGUUGCGAGCACAGCUGCCUCGCUACCAGUGUAAAAUCCCUAGUGCGGGACAGGCCCACGUAACAUCCCCGCCAGUUGCACCAAUGGGAGGCGUGUUGCCGCCUCAGCAGGGCAUUCCUGCACAGCAGCCUGGUGUUAGGCAUCCCAUGCAAGGGCCAUAUGGUGCUCCGCCGCAAGGUGUGCCUGGGUAUGUCCCGGGAGGAAUGCCUCCUUACGGACAAGCCCCGCCCAUGGUCCCUCCCUACCAGGCCGCUCCCCCUCGGCCCGCCAUUGGCAUGAGACCUCCUGUAAUGUCUCCUGGAGGCCGAUAUUAAAGCGUCACCACUGGUCUUCAAUAGGUUUGGUGAUUCAACCAUUUUACCAUCUAGUGGUGUGCUUUACAAUCCAGAUCAGUAACCGUAACCCUUCUUGCAAUGAGGAGAUGGAGUAAUCAAACUGUGUAACGCAUGGGACUUUUGAUUUUACCAAGUCUAUUGUUUAGACCUGCCCUUUUGUUGCAGAUCAUACAGUCUGGCUUUUUUCUCAUGUUUUGUUUAGGUUUUUAGAAGUGAAGUGUAGUAAAUAUGGUUCGUAUUAAUUUGAAGCGGCUGGAGUUUCGUACAGCACCUUUAUCAAGGCAAGUCACUGUAAAUAUACUACUGUAAUAAAAAGUGUGAAGCCUUCGCAGCACCCAUAGGUGCUGUUGGGCGUCCUGUCCCCAGCUUUGCUUGGUGAGGGCUUCAGAUAGCUGUCACUGUUGGAUUUAUUUUUCUAUGUCUGCCUGUCUACAUUUACAGUGUUCUCUCUGUAGGGCCAAUAACAAACGGACUCCUGUGAAUGCUAUCUGUACUGUUCCACUAUUAAUUGUAAUAAACUAUUGAAAUCUAA